Molecule: messenger RNA, 1844 nt
Organism: Olea europaea var. sylvestris
Lineage: Eukaryota; Viridiplantae; Streptophyta; Magnoliopsida; Lamiales; Oleaceae
Exons: 2
Coding region: 1245-1718 (157 amino acids)
Source: RefSeq, a predicted model, not a curated record
UUUCGUACAUCACAACUCCCCACCCAAACACAGCCCAAAUCUCAACAAAGAUUCCAUCAUUCUACACUUUACAAAGUACUCCGUCUACUUUCACAGUUUCCAAGAAUUUGCUGACGCCCCCGAAGUACUUCUCCAUCACACAGAUUCCACAGAUUAUGCGUACACGCCUUCGUCUCAACUUUUGAGAGUCCUCAUUUUCUUGCAGUUGAAAACUUUUGCUGUUCACUUUUCUGCAUCUAGGGUUCCUCUGAAGUGAAGGUGGAGGAUUGCACGAAGUUGGCCAUGGAUUCUUAUGAUUUAUGUAGCAUAUGCCUUGACGUCUUCUGUCAAAACAACCCGGCUACGGUGAAACGCCUAUAUAUUUUUCUUUCGCAAUUAUUUGCCAAUUACAUGUUUGGCUGAGCCUAAAAUACCUUUUCGGAAAGAAACCUCUAUCUUAUUCUGUUGUUGAGUACUUUUGCUUCUAUCAAUUAUAGCUUUAUAUAUAAGUUUUGUGCUUAAGAACACGUGCUAUAAGCCUCAAAUGGUAAGAAACUUGGUUAAAACCAACUUUUUAAAGUUUUUCAAGCAGGUUUGGACCUCUAAAAGUUUUAAUUUUAAGUCAUUUUAGUUCAGAAUUAACUUUUUUAAAAGCAUGCUUUUACUUGUAAAUAAGUAAGUUUGUAUCUUUCCUGUAUGGCCAACCUUUCGUUCUCUAAAAUCAUGUCGGAUAAUGUCUUAUAUAUAGGUUACCAGUUGCAAGCAUGAAUUCCACCUUGGAUGCAUUCUUGAAUGGUGCAAGACAGGAUGUGAUUGUCCAAUUUGUUCACAACGUAUCAGUCUGGAAAAUUCUGCCAGGUUCGUUUUUGAGUUUUAGUUUCUUGUUUAUCAUUAAUAUUGAUAUGUGAUUACUACAUGUUUCAUUUUUGACAGCCAAGAAUUGCUGGAAGGAACAGAAAGAAAUAGAGGAAGAAAAAAACUUAAUAUAGCUCCUCGAAGGGCCAAUGAAAAUUCGUCCACCUCUUGUCUCAAGCCUGGCGAAAAUUCGAGGACAGAUGCCCCAUCCUCUAAGAAACAGAGGACGGAAACGAGGAAGACAAGGGCAUUUGAAACUAACGAGGAGGACGAUGUAAAUGAAGAGGCUAUGAAGAUGCUUCCUGCCUACCUUGCCUCCACUAUCGACACAAUGAAUAAAUUUGUUGGCAUCAGGGAGGCUAAGAGGGAAGAGUGACGAGGAUAUCCUCAAGUCUAGUGUCUCCCAUUUAAUGAAGAUGACUGUGCUUAUGGUGGAGCAUGCUGAUCGGAUGGUGUACCUGAACAAAGCAAGCCGAAAGACUAUGGAAGAGCUUGACGUUGCUCGAGAAGAGAUAGCUGAUCUUCUGAGGGAGAAGGCGAAGAUGAGGGAGGAGUUAGACGCUGCUCAAAUAGAGAUCGAUGCUCAUUGUAGAGAGAGUGUGAAUGCUUGUCAGAGGGCCAGUCGAGCCCGGCAGGCGAGUAUUAGGGUGAAGGCGGAGCUGCAAACGCUGAAGGGAUUCGGUGCAGCCAAGGGAGAGAAGCGCAAGGUUUACUCAGCUGUCAAGGAAGCUGAAACAUCUAAAGCAAUCAAUUCUUUCAAACAGACGGAGGAGUUCGAGAUCUUGAAAGAUGAAUUGUACAUGGAAGGGGCUCAUGCUUUGCUUGAUAAAAUUAAGGAGGAACGUCCACAGUGGGACCUUAGCUUUGUUGAAGAAAAUGACUAGGUUUGUUUGUAGCCAUUAAAGCCUUAGGAUUUGUGUAAAGCAAAAACGUGUUUUGACCUUCCCCCGUGUUUUUGAAAUGUUGUAAUCAGUCAUGGAAUGAAAUCUUUUUGUGAUGAUAUUUCUCUG